AUGGCGGCGACCUCGCCAGCGCCGAUGAGGGCCGUCGCCGCCGCGUUUACCCCGCCUCCGUUAUCUCAGAGGAUCACCCGUAUCUCUACCGUGUCUGCCGUCCACCUUCACCAAUGCCGCGCAGCUCACCGGUGGCGCCCUGCACAGUGCCGCGGGAAGCCGGCCGUCAGUGGCGUGGCCGAGGACGACGAGGAGGACACUUCGCGGGAGGCUUUAAAUCUUGAGGAAAAAGAGGAGGAGUCCGCGGGCGCGGGGAGCUGGGGGCUGGGGUGGUUCAGGCUUGAUGAGGUUGGGAUGGACAUCCUGGGCAUCGCCGUGCCCGCCGUGCUUGCACUCGCCGCCGACCCCGUCACGGCGCUCGUUGACACCGCCUUCGUCGGACAUAUCGGCUCGGUUGAACUUGCUGCCGUUGGUGUAUCCAUAUCUGUUUUCAACCUGGUGUCCAAGCUGUUUAAUGUGCCACUGCUUAAUGUCACCACAUCCUUUGUUGCUGAGCAGCAAGCAGUGGAUGCCAAGUAUAGUGGCGUAGGAGAAAGUAAUUCUCACAUAGGAGAUGGAGUGUCGAGUACCCGAGAGCAGGCUAGUGAAAAAAGGAAGUUUCUCCCUGCGGUGUCAACAUCCUUGGCUUUAGCUGCUGGAAUCGGGUUGAUGGAAAUGGUGGCACUUAUUGUUGGAUCUGGCACACUAAUGGACAUCGUUGGUAUACCUGUCGAUUCACCGAUGCGAGCACCGGCAGAACAGUUUCUUACUUUAAGGGCAUAUGGUGCUCCACCAGUCGUAGUAGCACUUGCAGCACAAGGUGCAUUUCGUGGUUUCAUGGAUACAAAGACACCUUUGUAUGCUGUGGUUGCUGGCAACCUAGUAAAUGCAAUACUGGAUGCCAUAUUUAUCUUCCCACUUGGUCUAGGUGUAAGUGGCGCUGCAUUGGCAACUGUAACUUCUGAGUACUUGGCGGCAUUCAUCCUCCUAUGGAAGCUGAAUAACGAACUAAUCCUGUUCUCAUGGAAUGUCAUUGGCAGUGACAUCAUCCGCUACCUGAAAUCUGGUGCCUUGCUAAUUGCCAGGACCAUCGCAGUAAUCCUUCCAUUAUGGCUGUCGACAUCCCUGGCCGCAAGACAAGGGCCUGUUCCAAUGGCUGGCUAUGAGAUAAGCUUGCAAGUCUGGCUAACAAUUUCUCUACUUAAUGAUGCACUGGCUCUUGCUGGUCAGGCUCUGCUUGCAAGUGAAUAUGCGAAAGGGAACUACAAGCAGGCCCGCUUGGUUUUGUACAGGGUUCUGCAGAUUGGAGGUGUCACUGGUCUUGCACUUGCUGCAACCUUGUUCCUUGGGUUUGGAUAUUUGACCUUGCUGUUUACAGAUGAUCCAGCAGUUCUAGAUGUUGCGCAGUCUGGAGUCUGGUUUGUCACUAUUACUCAGCCGAUAAAUGCUAUUGCUUUUGUGUUUGAUGGGCUCUACUACGGUGUUUCUGACUUCGGCUAUGCCGCAUACUCCACACUUUUCGCGGGGGUCGUCGCCUCAGCCUUCCUCCUUGUCGUUGGUCCCAACUUUGGUCUUGGUGGUGUAUGGGCUGGUCUUACUCUCUUUAUGGGUCUGCGAGCAGUUGCCGGGUUCUGGAGGUUAGGGAGCAAAGGUGGACCAUGGGAAAUAGUCUGGUCAAAGACUGAUUAA
Messenger RNA from Triticum turgidum subsp. durum (durum wheat), 1668 nucleotides. NCBI's taxonomy places the organism in Eukaryota, Viridiplantae, Streptophyta, Magnoliopsida, Poales, Poaceae. The record is from the annotation of a GenBank genome assembly.